AUGGGGCAGAUUUUAUGCAGUUUUGAGCAAUCAAUCCUUGCAACUGCCGCGGGUCCGCCUGCGUGUGCGGAGCUGAGCGCUCUGAGGCAGAUCAAGCUGUUGUCCGGCACGCUCAAGGCCCAUUUGCCCAGGCUGCCACGGGCACUGUACAAAGCGUGUGCAGCCCAGGAUCUACUCCACAUUGGCGUCGAAGAGGUUGACGAGCGAUUCAAGCCUGGCCACAACAAGCGCACAAAUGAUGCUAUCAAGACAUGGGUUGGCCGCUGCAUCUUGAUCUUCUUCUCAGCGGCGCUGCUGACUGACAUGGAGAGGCAAUACCCCAAGGAUUGCCCCAUGGAGCAAACUGCUGAUGGAUCUCACGCGCCCGGUCCGCUUCCCAUACUUGUACCAGGUGCUCAGCAAGUGAAGUUGACGUGCGUCAAGAAGAAGGCGAUGACCGUGGACAUAUUGAUCAGCAAGGCCAAUUAUCUGAUCCCGACGAAGAACUUGCCGUACAGCGCCCUCCCCUGGCAGAAUUGCGUGCAGAUUCCCUUUGAGACUGAGUUUGCGGUCAUCAGUCCCGGCCGUGCUUGGCAACUCAGCUCAAAGAUCUUCAAAAAGUGCUGUUUCGACAAAUCUUUGAGCCGCGGAGAGAAUCGAGAAGAGUUUAAGAUUCGCAUCGAGCCGCAGUUCAUGUUUGGGUCUAUCAAGCGUCAAGCCGUGGAAGACUUCUUCUCCGGUGGACACUUCAG
Symbiodinium pilosum is the source of this 731-nucleotide messenger RNA. NCBI's taxonomy places the organism in Eukaryota, Dinophyceae, Suessiales, Symbiodiniaceae. The record is from the annotation of a GenBank genome assembly.